AUGGAAAGGGAAACGGAGCGAAGUUUGUCAGAGAAGCUGAGCAGAGGCGAUCGAGAAGAUGUGAAGGUCAUCGAGUGGGAAGAAUUUGACCAUGAGCUCACGCGGCUAUGGAGUCUUUCUUCUGCUCUGAAAUCAGCCACGGAGAAGAAGCUAAGCCUGCAGCCCAAACUCGAGUCUCUUAUUCAGGUUAGUGCUGAAUCAUUGAGACGCAGUAAUGAACUUGAAGAAAUGCGUCAGAGGCUGGAAGCAAGAAAGUUGCUGGUGGAGAAGAUAUCAUCGGCCUGCAAAGUCACUGAGCAGGAUGUUAAAGAGAAAGAGGAUCAUCUCAGUACAGAAGUCAGGUCUUUGUUAGUAGGCGGCACAACGCUUUCCAUAGCUAAAAGCAAAUUGCAGGAAUCAAACUGCCAACUAGAAGGAGAAAGUGGUUAUGCACAUCUAAAGAUUGUAACGAAUAAGCUGAGAAAGAGGCAGCAGUACAUGGUAUCUCAAGUUUCAUUUAUCUAUCCCUUGAAGAUUGAGGCAGGACCUUCGCAAGACCAAGAACUGGAGUCACUCCCAGGUGGCAGUAGAUUAGGAACUAAGCCUAUGAGUCAAGGAUCCGUGAGAAUACUGGGGUUGCCUUUUAGUAUGGCCCCAUUUACAAAGAUGAGCUUCUUCACCGAUAAGAAAGAAGUUCAGAAGUCGGCAACCGCCCUAGGAUAUGUAGCUCAUGCCGUGUCCCUAUUAGCUCCUUACUUGGGAGUGCCUAUUCGUUAUCCUUUGCGACUUGGUGGUUCCAAAACAUAUAUACGAGACUAUGCACCGUACAUUGAGCCUUCGUCGUCAGACCUGUCUUCGAUUUCCACAUUUUGCCAAAACUCUAAAUUUGUAGAGUUCCCUCUGUUUCUGGAUGGUCAAGAGACAACUCGAGCUGCUUAUGCUGUCUUCUUAUUAAACAAGAACAUCGAGCAACUCCUGAACUUUGUGGGGGAAAGUAGUCUUGGACCACGUCAGGUUCUAGCUAACCUCAAGGAGCUAAUCCGAAUCAUCCAGUCUCCAGAUUAUCUAGAUUCCUGA
This is a messenger RNA of Thlaspi arvense, 1056 nucleotides long. NCBI's taxonomy places the organism in Eukaryota, Viridiplantae, Streptophyta, Magnoliopsida, Brassicales, Brassicaceae. The record is from the annotation of a GenBank genome assembly.